GGAAACCGGCUGGAAGGGGGAGGGGGCGUUGACGUGCGCGUGCGCCUUUGACCUACUAGUGAGCGCGCGUACGUGCGAUGAUGUGUGGAUUUGAUCAAUAUUUUGAUUGAUGCUGUUUUGUGUCCGAUGUAAACACACGACUGGGUGGUUUUUUCGAGUGUACACGUGGCAGCGCGCAAAACAUCAAUAUUGUUUUGUUGUUUUCUUUGUUUACAAAGUGUCACCUUGAUGUUUAUUAAUUGCACCUUUACCCUCCAGCUUCACAUGUGCAUAAUGCGGCUGCUGCUUGCUUUGUUUUUUCAUUUCAUUCAUGAGUUAAUCUACAAUUUAUGAGGACAGCCAGUGCCUUGGCAAACCGAGCUGACCCAGCUGAACCACUUUGUCAGUGCGCUUUUAUUCGCGUUAUUACGACUGCAAUGGCAGCCUCCAUAAAGAGCGUUUAGGGUUACAUGGCAGCAGUUUUGUAACCUCAUUUCCUAAGGAUCUUGAUCUUUACGUACAUUUCACUCUCCUCUGUCAGAAACAUUACAUUUGAACAGAAGAUCUCCUGCCGAAACUGUGUACUUCUCACAUGUUGACAAAGAAGCUUCCCCCCCUGCGAAGUUUCCUGGUCCAGGUUUCCCGACAUGCCAGUCACAUUGCCCGUCAGCAGUAUGAUGUCAUUGUUGUGGGUGGGGGCCAUGCAGGGACUGAGGCCGCGGCAGCGGCAGCCAGAGUGGGAGCUGAGACACUCCUGGUCACACAGAAAAUACAUACCAUCGGCGCCCUGUCCUGUAACCCGUCUCUGGGAGGAGUAGGGAAGGGCCAGCUGGUGAAGGAGGUAGAUGCUCUGGACGGGCUGUGUGGUCGAGCAGGAGACUGGGCUGGGAUCCAUUUCUCCAUCCUGAAUCGUAGAAAAGGCCCUGCUGUGUGGGGCCCGAGAGCCCAGCUGGACCGCGAGCGCUACCGCAAAUUCAUUCAGUCUGAGCUGCUGUCCACUCCCAGGCUGACCGUUGUGGAGGGCUCAGUGGAGGACCUGCUGGUCACAGAACCAAACCCAGAGGAGCCUGGACACCACAAAGUCACUGGGAUACGUUUAGAAAAUGGAAGCGACCCAAUCUCAGCCAGCUCCGUGAUUCUUACUACUGGUACUUUCUUGACUGGCUCCCUCUUCAUGGGCCAAACCAUGUCCCCCGGGGGUCGGAUUGGAGAUGCCCCGUCGAGUGCUGGGCUGUCCCGGACGAUGAGGGAGAGGCUGGGGCUGAGGAUAGGCAGGCUGAGGACUGGUACCCCUCCCAGGAUUGUGAAGGAUUCAGUAGACCUUGCCCAGGCUCACCUUCACCUUCCUGACAGUCCUCCAACUCCCUUUAGCUUUCUCAAUACACACACACGCUGCAAGCCUGAGGAGCAGCUGCCUUGCUACCUGACCUAUACUACCCCCGGUGUAGAGAGAGUUGUGCAGGAGAGUCUUCAUCUCAACUGUCACAUACAGCAAGACGCCAAGGGUCCCAGGUACUGCCCCUCCAUCGAGUCUCGAGUGCUUCGCUUUCCAGGCCGAAAGCACCAGGUGUGGCUGGAGCCUGAGGGAGUGACCUCUGACCUUUUGUACCCUCAGGGUCUGUCCAUGACCAUGCCCCCUGACAUCCAGCUCCGCCUCAUCAGAGAAAUCCCUGCCAUGCACAGAGCAGAGAUCCACACACCUGGUUAUGGUGUGCAGUAUGAUUUUGUGUGUCCCACUCAGCUGAGCCCUGCGUUGCAGGUGAAAAGCACCCAAGGUCUUUUUCUGGCCGGUCAGAUCAACGGAACAACGGGGUACGAGGAGGCUGCUGCACAGGGCCUGUGGGCGGGGGUGAACGCCGCCCGCUGGGCACUCUCCAUGCCUGCAGUGACAUUGUCUCGGACUGAGAGUUACAUUGGAGUUCUCAUCGAUGAUCUGGUGAGUCGAGGCGUUACAGAGCCCUACCGCAUGUUCACCAGCCGGGCUGAGUUUCGAACCUCUCUAAGGCCGGACAACGCUGACCUCCGCCUCACUCUGAAAGGAUUUGAGGAGGUGGGAUGUGUGUCCUCCUUACGCUACCAGGAGGCUGUGAGAGUGAGGGACAGUCUGCAUGAAGCACUGGCGGCCCUUCAGUCUCUCGUUCUGUCCUCCCCCAACUGGAAAAAAAAGCUGCCCGACAUCCAUAUAUGUGAGGCCAAGAAUGGUAUGGAUGUGCUGCAGUACAGUGAUGUGUCCUUUGAAAUGUUGGCAUCUGCCUUCCCAGAGUGCCUUUCACCUUACAUGGAGUUCUCACAAAGACUUAAGAUAGAGGCUGUGUACAAGCGUCACUGCGACCUACAGAGGAAGGAGAUAGCGAGAAUUCAGAAGGAGGAGAACAUGUCUCUCCCACAGGAUAUGGACUAUAUAUCUUUGCCGGUGUCACUGUCGAACGAAGCCAGAGAGAUUUUGGACAGAGUUCGACCCAGCACUCUGGGUGCUGCUACACGUUUGCAAGGUAUCACUCCAGCUGCAAUCGUCCAUCUCCUCCACUACGUGCGCUGCAUAGGACAAAAGGAGAGACAAAGGCACAGAAGCCAACCAGACCAAAAGGAGGAGAGAAAAGAGGACCUGUGUGCAAGUAGCGCAUCUUUACCUCAGUGAAAUGAUGACUCGUGAAAGGUCUUGUAAAAAUGUAUUUAUUCCUGAAAACGCACAAAAGAAUAAAUUAAAGUGUUUUAUCAUUUUAA
This is a messenger RNA of Dicentrarchus labrax (European seabass), 2703 nucleotides long. It is a transcript of the gene mto1, whose product is annotated as mitochondrial tRNA translation optimization 1. The coding region runs from base 572 to 2617 and encodes 681 amino acids. The transcript has 13 exons. Gene Ontology annotation, cellular component: cytosol. Gene Ontology annotation, molecular function: flavin adenine dinucleotide binding. Lineage: Eukaryota; Metazoa; Chordata; Actinopteri; Moronidae. The record is from RefSeq and is a predicted model, not a curated record. Gene Ontology annotation, biological process: tRNA wobble uridine modification; tRNA methylation.